UAAUAAUUUUAUUUUUCUCCUCCUUAAAUAUCUCCUUUUCUUUUCCUCAGUGCAGUCUAGAAACUAUAUGCCAGUACUUGCCAUUAUGUGCUGAGGAAGAAAUUUCUUGAACUAUGAAUUAAAUCUCAAAAUUUCUUAUCUGGGUUUCAAUAAAUCUGUGGACUCAAAGUCAAAUUUUUGGCCUUUUUGAGCAUUUGAAGUUGGAAUCUGUAUCCAGAGUUUGAGGAGUGCUUCAAUUUGUUGUGGAUUAUUUAAGUGGAAUCUAGGACCUUGUUGAACUGAAUGAGUGCAAGAUACACAGAGCUUCAUGGAGAGCCAUUAUCAGCUUUCAUUUAGCUAAAAUGACAAACAAACAGGAACGUUUACAGGAUUCACAUAAUACAUCAGAAAUAAAGCCUGUUAAUCAGGUAGCACAUGAGUCCCAAUGUGAACAACUGAAUAAUGUCACAGAGACUGCUGUACCAGAUUCAGGAUCAGUUUCUGCGUCGAGCAAUGACAACAGAAAAGUUUCACGUGAGGAUAUUGAACUUGUCCAGAAUUUGAUAGAACGAUGUCUGCAGUUGUAUAUGAAUAGAAAUGAGGUUGUGAAGACCCUACUGGAUCGAGCCAGGAUAGAUCCUGGGUUCACAACAUUAGUCUGGCAGAAAUUAGAAGAAGAAAAUGCUGACUUUUUCCGGUCUUACUACAUAAGACUUAAACUGAAGAAACAAAUUAUCCUAUUCAAUCAGUUGCUUGAGCAUCAGUGCCAUCUAAUGAAAUAUCCAGUGCCUCUGAAGGUUCCUUUGGCUCCUAUUCAGAAAGGAAUUCAUCCAGUGCCAGUCAACAACUUACCUAUGGGAUACCCUGUCAUACAGCAGCCUCCAGUUCCUGCUACAGGCCAACAUCAUUUUGAUUCUACAGGAUAUUCCACAUCUAGCUGUCACAUUGUUAAUGGUGUUCCAGCACCAGGCAAUUUCCAUCCAAUGCGCAUGACGUCUGGGAAUGAUAUGAUGAUCGACACUGGUGCAGUUGAUGUAUCACCUGCUAUGCCUCCAAAUAAUGCGAUGUCAUCCGUGUCAGGUAUGCCCGUAAGCCCCCCAUCUGUAGCUUCCACUGGCCAUUUUUCGUUCAGCGCGUCAGAGAUAUCUGGCAUGGGAGUUGACACAUCAGCCCUUGACACGGCUUUUACAUCAGACAUGGCGAGUUCAGUAGGACUACAGCUUCCACCUGAUAAUGGGGCUGGAAAUUCUAGAGAUUCCCUCAGAUCCUUGGCUCAGAUACCUUGGAACUUCAGCCUUUCAGACCUGACCGCAGAUCUAUCAAAUUUGGGAGAUCUAGGAGCUCUUGGAAACUAUCCCGGCUCUCCAUUUUUGCCUUCUGAUUCAGAUAUUUUACUUGAUUCUCCUGAGCAAGAUGAUAUAGUAGAGGAGUUUUUUGUUGAUUCUCUUCCUGGGCCACCGUGCCCAACAUCGGACGAAGAGAAAUCCGAGCUGUAGCCGAGACGCAUUCUCCAGGAAGUUCCAGAAUUUAGUAGUAGAACUAGCUGGUAUGUAAUAAUCGUUAAGGAAGAACCACAUUAGCUCUGCUUAUCAAUUAAACUAGAAAUUAGACCUUUCAGGUGAUGUAGCUCUAUUAUAGAAAUAUCGUUUACUGUAAUGUUAAUUGAUACAGUGAAUGAAGAGCAUGAUAAAUCUUCGGGAGCGAGAUCAUACCAUGUUAAGUUGUAUUUUCUUGACUAGUAUAAUAUUAAAUUAUCUUGGAUAAUAUUAUUAAA
Messenger RNA from Olea europaea var. sylvestris, 1753 nucleotides. RefSeq lists its product as uncharacterized. NCBI's taxonomy places the organism in Eukaryota, Viridiplantae, Streptophyta, Magnoliopsida, Lamiales, Oleaceae. The record is from RefSeq and is a predicted model, not a curated record. The coding region runs from base 342 to 1475 and encodes 377 amino acids. The transcript is spliced from 9 exons.